AUGCCAAGUUCGAAGGAGGAGGAGGAGGAGGAGGAGGAGGAGGAGGAGGAGGAGGAGGAGGCAGAAAUGAGGGGUAUAAUGCAUACAGAACCCGGAGUUGUCCUCUCAGGUAGCAGUGGGUGUAACAGUUCACGUCUCCUCACCCUCCGCCUUUGUCAUGCUGCCGUCCUGUCCGCCUCACACGCCAUGUCGAUACGCUGCUGGGCCGCGCGAGUGCUCGAAGCCAAUCAACGCUGUCCCCACUCUGAUUAGCUGGCGACGUGGAGACAACGAAGGGCGCACACACGCGCUAACAACGCCUCGAAGGCGGACACAGACAACAGCUUGCUUGGAGCGCGCUCGCGGCGACUGCCUACAGAGCCCUUGUGUACGCACUUCCUCAGGCAGUAAAGGUUGUCCAACUCAAACCGUCUUUCCUCACUUUUGAUUGGGAAUCUUUAUCUUGUCGACCCACACGACUUCCGACAUGGGCACUGACAAAGCCAGGGCUGGAGUUGGCUGCGUACAUUCAUGCCUGAGAGUGUCUGGGACAGCGGUAGCAGCCGCUUUUCUAGGCUCGCGGGCCAAGCUCAAGUAGUCUACAAUCGGUGUGUGUGUUGCAUUUGCUGAGGGACGGUGUCCCAGUGGCUUGUGUUGCUGGUUGCAGGAGGUGGCGCGUUUAAGCGGCGCAUGGGGAGUCUGGACGCUGUGAGGACCCAAUGGUGUCCGAGAUGAAGUUGGCUGAGUAGCUUCAGGUUAGCGCGUAUAGAACGGCUCGCUGCAAGGGGUGAGUGACCUCAAAGCAGCGAGGUCUUGAACAACGUCACCAUACUACUAGUUGCCUAUCGGCUGUUAAUGCAUAUUACGCGGUGAUCCCACUGUAAGUGAUGGAAUUUGGCCCAAAUAUUCAUACAUCAAAUUUCAGUCUGCGCCUAUAGACCUUAGUAUAAACUGACCUACUUCAAGUAAGCGGUUCAUUUCUGAGGAAAUUGAAAAACAAGCAUUUCCAAAUUGCAACAUCUACCAGAAAGCACACGGGGAAUGCAAGGGGACCCACUUAUGAGCCGAAUUCCCCACAGCUGUGUCAUGCAGCGGUAGAAUAUCGGUGAGCCACACACGUCCGGACUUUUAUCUAGUACCUGUGCUGUUCGUAUGGUAUCUCCUAACGAUAAAAUAGGAUGGUACAGUGUACUUUGUUUAAUUAUUUAUGACAGCUCGUUUCGCCAUGUUAAUUUUUGGUGAGUGCGACUUCGUCCCAAUUUACCUUAGUAAACCUACCAUUACUCACAAUACUGCCACAAACGGUUCUGCGCUUUUGGCUGUCUAACAGCCGUAUAGGGAUAUCGGCUGUGAACGGCCGGAUGUGCGAUAGUUGGGGAAUAUUGUUUUGCAAGGUGAAUGCAUGAUGAUUUCCUUAAAAGAGCCUUUACAGCCCAGACACUCAUGUACCUCACUGAUAAGAUCUCAUUCAUAAGAAGUACAAGUGACCGCUGGAACAAGAGGUUUAGUUGCCUGACGUUUCAGAUUCACGCCCGGACCCCUCAUCAAACCCAGUAACAGAUGCGAGUGAUUCGUGUACAGGAGGUUGUGGUGUUUAUAGGAUGCAGUCGCUAUGCUACUGCAUACCUAUGCUAGUUCGUCGCUCCCCCCUCCAUCGAGGAUUGUUGCCCGCUUGUGCGCUUACUGCUUGCUGGACGAGUUCGAGCGUGAAUCCGAAACGUCAAGCGAAUAGAUCUCUUGUUUCAACGGCCUGUUCUACUUCUUAUAAACCAGUUCCUGGAACUCGCAUCUUCCAUUGUGUCGACGAAGUCACAUUUUCAACGUUGAUACCGAAUAUAUAUUAUAUUAUAUAUUAUACAAUAUAUAUAAUAUAUAUAUAAUAUAUAUAUAUUAUAUAUAUAAUAUUUGAGUACUGCAAGCAAUAACUGGUGGAUUGCUAAUAACCUCGAAAAAUGUUAUGGUGCUGCUUGUACCUAGAAACCUCCCAGCUGGCAUGAAAUCAUAAAUCCUGUUGCUCUUAAGUGUUUUACACCCACGAGUCACAUCGUGCCACCUACAAUAUUUAGUCUAAUUGCGCGCAGACGUUAUCUUCUCAUGUGAUCCCCGCCUCGGCGGGAAACCCCAAUCACGACCUCUCAUAUAAUUUAAUUGCUUAGAUCAUGCGGAGUGCACGAAUGUUCUGCGGUGCGCAAACUUUUAUUGUCCUAGUUCCCAAAAGCUUGCGACCUUGACUUAGGUUAGUCUAAAAGGCAGCACAGUUUUCAAGGUAGCGACUGACUUGCGUCACCACAGCGCAGUAUUCUCGGUAAAAAUUGUCGUUUGGAUAAUUAACUUUUACACGAGUCUGUGAAACUGUCUCUAUGAUAUAACCCCGCCACAGUCUCCAAAUGUAUUUUGCCCCCCCUGUCGUGGCAGGCCUAAUCGAUAGCUGUGGCACAACUGUCCGUAUUAACGGUCACUUUACGAACACGCAGAUUCAGAAUUGGUUUUAGUUCGGGAGUUUAUUUUGAACCGGGGUAGAAGUGGGAAACUAUUGGGCCAAAUUCGAAAACUGAUGCUCGUACCGCCGACUUAAGCGGACUAAACUUCUUCUGUGCUAGUAUGGGACGCUUUAGCACACACGUAGAAUGUCGUGAGUACAAGCCUCGGGUGUCCCACACCUCGGGGUUGUGCAUGACCGGCUGACGACGGUUAAUAAGCCAGAGAUGACCAUUCCAGUCUCCCUUGUCUUUGUCGGUAGCAUUAUUCUGCCUAUAUCAUGCGCCGCUGUGCGGCUGCUGGUUGGACUCCAGAGAGAGAGCCCUAAGGCACAACGGGACGAAUAAGCUCUGUAGAAACGGUCGAUGUGCGUCUCUCUACCAUCACACACUUUGUCUUUUUAUCCAUCUCUCAAACAUAACUUCAGACAUCAACGUAUGAUGCACAUACCGGAUUCCUUUCUUCCCUUAUUCUCUUGCCGUUUUUAUUGGACAUUUCACGCCGAGCUGCGGUUAAAAUGAGAGAAAGAGAGGAAUUCGCUUUAUUUUGAAGUCAUAAAUUCAAAAUUUUCAGCGAAAAUUGGCUCCAUUCAGUUUGGGGCAGUAAAUUAGUUAAUACAUUAUUCCAGAGUCAGACGAGUGUAAUGCAAAAGGAACUAUUAUUUUGGGGACAGUUCAGGUCUUAGCUCAGAAUGAUCAGAAUGCAGGGGAUGGGCAACGUCAUCCAGAAUUCGACCAGCAAAUUGCUUGGCCAUUUUGAAAUGUCGUUCUAAGAUAACAUCGACUAAAAAGGGAUAAGAAACACUGGCAGCAGAAAAGAGCAUUCAGAGGACUCGUCUUAAAAGCCGGAAUAAUGACGAGAGAACAAUCAAGAAUAAAAGAAAGAAUGCAGGCAGUAUGAAUGGCCAGGCAAAGGCUGGAGUUUUUUUGUGGUAGAAGCGAAAACUGCGAACGUAAUAAUGUAGUUUACUUUAGUAAAUAGGGACUCGGUAAGUAUGAAAAAAAAGAUGUGAUGACAAAGUAAGGCCAAGGUACCUGAAAGAGGCUACCUCGUUGGGAAGAAUGCCAAAUAAUUCAGGACCAGGAGAGGGACGCAGCCGGAAAAUACACUGAAAUGAUUUUUGGUUGUUCAUUAGAAGACCGUUUUCCUGCCAACAUACUGAGACAUGGUCAAGGCCAUCCUUCAGAAAGUGGAUGUGUCGGAUCUCUGAGAGCGUGGUCAGCAACCACAUCGUCAGCAUAUUUAAACAAAAGAGAGACAUUGGGGAUCUUAGAUCAUCAGUGUGUAGGGAGAAGGGGCGAGGGGAUAAAAUGGAACCUUGAAGGACUUCACAGUCGUUGCGAAGUACCGUAGAUUUCCGCUUACCAGAUUGGGCAAAAUGAGUUCGGGAAGUAAAAUAAUCGUUAGGCAAAUAGACGACCCAGCCUGCAGAACCACACGCGGAUGUUUUGAUAGGGAGAAGAGGACGCGAGACGGUAUUGAAAGCGGAGGAAUAGUCCCGAAAAGCGCAUGCAUACUCGCUGCAACCCUUGUAUCAUUCUUUUAGAGCGGAGUGGACUACAAGAGCAACAGCAUCUAAAGUACUGCGUUCGGCUUUAUAUGUAAAUUGUAGAGAGUCGGAAAAACGGGAAGAAAAAGGCUUUGCAAUAUCUAGCACAAGUAUUUCAGCAAGCUUUAGUAGUGCAGAAGAAUAGGUAAUCGGACAAAAAUAUUUAGGAUUAAAAUUUUGGGAUUUUUUUAGGAAUGGGAGGGAUUUCCACUGUACGCUAGGCGUAGGGAAUCGUGGACUACAUGAAAGACGUGCUAAUAAGGUGCUCUAAAAUAGGGGCUAUCUGAAAACAACAAAAUUAAAGAAAAAAUGCCUGACACCAUCCGGUCCGGCAGCUGUUGAUUCACGGACCUUUAUAAGGUGUUUCCCUACUGUUUCCGCAGACACGGUUUGGAAAGCACAUGGUGAUAGGCGAAUGUCAUCUGAGGGAAGAUGGGAGCUGUCGUGACUAAAGAUACAAUUUUUAUUUAAGGGGUCUAAAUCAGCAUUCACAUGUACUAGUGUGUCGCGAUGGCCAGUUAGAUGCAUAAAAUUUUUCCAAAUUUUAGCAGAGGAAAGUGGGAAAAGAAGGGGAGAAAGAAGAGGUAAAAAGCUGACUAACAAACAGGUUACCUGACCUGACGGUAAUGUCCUUAAGGCUGUCCGGCAAGCCUAGCUUGUAAAGGAGUUCUUUUUGUCUCAAGAAUUUUAGAUAGGUGGAAGAAAAUUUAUCCGGUCGUACCAUUACAGUAUCAAGAGGACAGCAGAUGUUAACAAUUUCAUUUAAAAACGAUAUUAUGUUGGAAGAACACGAUUCAACAUUCAAUUGUUUAAGGAAAGUUGGGACAGUAUAAUAUAUGCAAGUCUAAAGCAGGCGAAUGUUUGGUGCGGACAUGUUGCGAACCUUAACUUUUCUCUCAGGUUUGGCUAACAGUACACAUUCAGAGGCGGAAUAGAUUUCUGGAAGACCCAAUCUAGUCGAAUGAUCAGAACCUGACAAUGGAUCCUUAGGUUGGCAUGGGAGUACUGUUCAAAACUCCGUCGCAUAGCCGCUGUUCGUACAUGUCAACACUUCAGUCAAAGCCCUCGGCAGCUGCUCGCAUCCACAGCUUUCCUGUCAAAACAGGCGUUUCACGUUCUCACGCAAUUAAAUACCUUACAGCGUUUAUUUGAUAUUUCCGAAUCUGCGCACAUUCAGGCUGACUCAAGAACAUCUUAUAAUGCUAAUCUUUGAGUGCUUCCAUCGAAAAACAUGUAUAUCUUCCUAACAGUGGCGCAGUAUACUUUAUAUCGAUAAAUCGAUCAGUUCUGUCGUUCGGGUUAUUUGACAAAAUUGACAGAACUGUUGACAUUGGGGGCUGACUCGGAAGUUCCCAAUGACCGACAAAGCAAAGAUUCCGAAAUCAGAACUCAGGGAAGACGUAUUAGGUUAGAACACUUUACUGAAGUGUAAGAGCAUACAAGAGGUUGCGAAUGCAGUUGCCGCAAGCAGUCUCUGACGGCGAGUUGUUUUUACUAUGUCCGGCGUUGAGGUUAUUGGCCCCCAGCGCAAGCGUACGCCUUACGCUCUAUCACAGUGUCCGACAACCAAUCAGAGCAGCGGCAGCGUUGAUUGGCUUCCAGGAGUCGAGAAGCUAAUUGGCAAGUUUUGCCCUGUUCCAACAGCAAACAACUGAGAGUGUGGGGCGGACUGAAGGGCAGAUAGACAGCAAGGAAACGCGGACUGCCACAGAACUGCAAACAUUUAACUUUUCACCAUUAAUAGUUAACAAUCUGUACCAUUAAUAAUUGACCAUCAGAAUGGUGUUUGCAGGGUGAGAUUUGCAAAACUGAGCAAUGGCAUUAGCUGCUAUUCAAAUUCACCGGCAGUGCUUUCUUUAAUCACUGUCAUUGUAUGAGAAGAAUCCGCGCUCGAUAUCAGGGGGAACGUAGUUACUUAGAGAAAACUGGGUGCUCGAUGGGUGAAAGACUUCUCAAGCAAAACGUCCACUGAUCUCCAUUAGUGGUGACUGUAGAGCAAAAAAGUUAUUCAAAAACGGUAUUUGUGGACAGCGAUUACUUCAUCGGACGACAUGUAAAAAUGAGGGGGCAACCGCGAGCUGCCUGGAUCAGUUUUCUUUGGUCCACGGCCUGUUAACAAGCUCAACGAUCUCCUCCUCGCUUGAUAUUCAGGGCUCAGACGUUGCCUGGACAAAUUAAUUGUUCAGGCAGACAGCCCACGGGCUUACUCCACGUUCAGCUACAGCAUCAGAAAUUCAAACUGCUAAGUCACUAUCACACCUCAAAAGCACUUUUAACAUUGACAAACCAGUCAACGCUACCUGGUGGCAUAACGGGAGACGUUUCUGCUGCCCUCUGAGCAUGCAGUGCCGUAAAGAUCUAGGAAUUCUCCAACUGACGUGCUGGCCUGAGCCAUGCAACACUUGAGUGUGCUAUUCACACAGGUCCCAAUGCCCCCCCCCCCCCCAGACAUUAUUCUGUUAUGUGAGUCUUGUGCCCGCCUACUGCGUCAACCUCCGCAUUAAAUAGUAUUUACUUGCGUAGGCUAAAUAUAUGUUCAGCCUUUUUGCAGUGUUAGAUCGUUAGUGACCUUCAGCUUCGUAGCUGUCUGGGCUCCCAACCACGGCGUGAGUUCAGUCGAAAUUACAAACUUGCGUCCACUGCACAGUCUUCUCGACAAUAAAAAACGUGGUUUGACAAUUAAAUUUUAUGACAUCAUGUGAAUGUGGUGGGAGGAAACAGUCCCACCUCAUUAACCACCUUCAUUUCACCUCCGUAUUGUGGCAUAAAGAAUUGAGAGCUGCAGUAGUGCUACGCACUUCAAUAUAUCGCGGUAUACCAUCAGCGACCGAAUGUGGCGCAAUUACUUACAAUUAGAUUUUUGCAAAUAACAAAAAUAUUAAUGAAAACCUAUGAAAGUGCUGACGAUCGUUGUGGUGGAGAUCUAGUAAGCACGAAAGCAUCACAGUUUUUUUAUCGCAUUCGGAUAGGGAUGUUCAUAAUACCUUAAUUUGUGUAAUAUGCUUACAUGUGCGAUUCAAUGAAAGUCGUUUAUCCUGCUUCUCAACGGGAUAUGUUAAAUCACACCAGAAUGUAAUAUCUAUUUUACUGAGUCGACAAUGAUCCCAUAAAAGGGACCUCUGUUGCAUCAGGUUAUAACCUUUUGUCGCAUAUAUACGUACCUGCAGACAUUCUCACGCAUGUGGGUGUCCCCCAAACGGGCCACGUGUUAGAUGCGCUUGACCGACACGAGGGGCAUAUCGGAUUCUGGCCGCGUUAUUGGAAUUGCACAUCAGAACAAAUGCCAACAUUUCGAGGUGUGGUGGCAGACCGAAGUGCUAGCUGACGUCGCGCACAUCGGACCCCUGUCGCCCUGCUUCUAUUGUUGUUGUUGUUGUUGUUGUUGUUGUUGAUGUUGUUGUUGUUGUUGGUUAAAAAUCUGGUCAUUUGCUGUGUGGAACAGGUGGUGUGGAAUGGAGUGCCAAGCUGCGGACUCAACCUUGCCAUCCAUUUUCGUCCUCCCUCGCCUCUGGUCUUCUUGAUGCUGUCUUGACGCCGGGGCAAGGUGGGACAGGAGGAGGGAGUGCGGUAAAUGUUGUGUAAGAGGAUACUCACUAUAAAAUAAAUUACUGACAAGUUACUGCGCCUGCUCUCACCUUGUUGUGGAACUUAAAGUUGGCAUCGUCGGACACGACUGUCAAAAUGCUGUGUGUGUGUGUGUGUGUGUGUGUGUGCGUGGGGUGUAGGGGUGUCAGCGGUGGGUCCACGUGAUGGUCGUAGUGGUCGCUCACUUGCUUGCAGGUGAGACUACGCCUAGCGUCCAUUUGCUGGCACCUAACUCUCACCUGUGGCUCCACGUAGCUGGGCUCUGCUCAGCGGCCACACCCCGGGCAACCGUCUCGACCGGCGGGCUAAACCAGGUGAGGGUAUCCGUGCGUGCACCUUCACGCGCGGUAUUGUGGUCUGCGCUGGCCGGAUGGAUCUUCGCGUCGACAUCGUCGAGACGAGGCUCUGUCUGGACCAUCGUAGGCGGCCACCAGGUAAGUUUCCCCUCAGGUAAGUGCGCUUGCUUUGUUUCUUCAUUUUGUUUGUUGAAGUUCCGCGUCGUACGCUGCGCUUGCUGCCUGCCCUUUAUAUGCUAGUCUGUCUUAAGAGCUAAACGACACCCACGAUGCCUGCUGCGAUUGUCUGUCCGUCAGUCUAUGCCACUCUCUACUAUUAGCUAGGUUUUACGGUGCCUGACUUUGUGUGGUGCCCUCACUUUGUCUCUGACUGGUGACUGUGUCCGCUUGUCCACUCUAGUUCUAAGUCCCAUAGCGUUAGGUAGUGUGUAUGCUCUCUCCUACUUCACUCCAUCACAUCAUCACCUCACCACCAAGGUCCCAGGCUAAUUCGGGUCGUUCUCUCACUAACAAAAAGUCGUGGCCCAUAAUGGAGUCCGGCAGCCGUCUGGGAUAACCGGGCAGCCCUGUUCAGGGAUGCGUUGCCUGCCCCGCGAGGGGAGGGGGCUAGAAAAGGUGUCCUAAAGAUCGCUGGGAACCACGCUGUCUGUAGGCUGGCCGUGGCCGCAGACAAAAAACACACGGUCGAAACAGCCAAAACCGAAACAACAACAACAACAAUCACUCUCUUCCUCUUCCAGCCUAUUCUUCUUCUUCUCCUACUCCUACUUUUCGUCGCCGCAGUCGCCAGACUGGCAGGGUGAGCCCGCUCACUCUGUCAGCCUGGAAUGUUCGUUCCCUUUUAGACAAUCCGAGGAGCAACCGACCGGAACGGAGGACGGCGCUAGUGGCACGAGAACUGGCGCGCUACAAGGUGGACAUCGCCGCACUCAGCGAGACCCGAUUCUCCGAACAAGGCCAACUGGAGGAGGUGGGUGCCGGCUACACCUUCUUCUGGAGUGGUCGACCCAAGGCAGAGCGACGAGACGCGGGUGUCGCCUUCGCCAUCCGGAACGACAUCGUGGGACGACUACCCUGUUUGCCGCAGGGUAUCAACGAUCGCCUGAUGAGCCUCCGUUUGCCUCUGCGGGGUGGGGGCAAAUUCGCCACCAUCAUCAGCGCCUACGCUCCGCCGAUGAGCAGUCCCGACGCCGCCGCAAGAGACAAGUUCUACGAGGACCUGCACGCCCUCUUGGCGACUGUGUCGAAGGCGGACAAGUUGAUUGUCCUUGGCGACUUCAACGCUCGCGUCGGCACAGACCAUACUGCCUGGAGGGGAUUGCUGGGUCCUCACGGUCUCCGCGGCUCCAACGACAACGGCCUGCUGCUCCUCCGCACCUGCGCAGAACACCGCCUCAUCCUGAAGAACACGUUCUUCUGUCUGCCGGAGCGAGAGAAGGCCACCUGGAGGCAUCCUCGGUCGCGUCAGUGGCACCUACUGGACUAUGUCCUCUUUCGGAGGCGAGAUCAGCGGGACGUGCUGGUGACGAAGGCGAUCGCGGGUGCUGACGGGUGGACCGACCAUCGCCUCGUCAUCUCGGAUAUGCGUAUUCGCCUACAGCCUCGCAGGAGACCACAAGGUAAGCGACCCCCAGGUAAGCUGAAUGUUGCUUUGUUGUCUUUGCCUGCUCACCGUCUCCAUUUCAGCAAUGAGCUAGCUCAACGGCUAGACAACCUUCCUAUCGCUGCCGCCGCCGCUGCCGAGAAUGCCUCCGUGGAGAACCGCUGGUGUCAACUGCGAGACACGGUCCAGUCGACGGCGCUCGCCGUCCUCGGUCGCGCUCCCCGCCAACACCAGGACUGGUUCGACGACAACGACGCCGCCAUCAGAAAUCUGCUUGCUGAGAAGAACCGCCUCCACAAAGCCUACGUAGAUCACCCCACUGAGGACAACAAAGCUGCCUUCUACCGCAGUCGCCGACAGCUUCAGCAACGACUGCGCGAGAUGCAGGACGCCUGGACUGCUCGCAAAGCUGAGGAGAUCCAAGGCUAUGCGGACCGCAACGAAUGGAAGAACUUCUUCUCCGCGCUCAAAGCUGUCUACGGUCCGCCGACGAAGGGCACUGCUCCUCUCCUCAGCGCCGACGGCAGCACUCUCCUGACUGAGAAGACGCAAAUCCUACAGCGAUGGGCCGAGCACUUCCGAGGCGUCCUCAACCGCCCUUCCGUCAUCUCCGACGCCGCCAUUGCCCGCUUGCCGCCAGUGGAGACCAACGCGGACCUCGGCCUCCCGCCAUAUCUCCAGGAAACCAUCAGGGCCGUGCAGCAACUCUCCAGCGGGAAAGCACCCGGAUCGGACGCAAUCCCUGCUGAGGUCUACAAGCACGGAGGUCCCCUACUGAUGGAUCACCUGACUGCGCUCUUCCAGGAGAUGUGGCGUCAAGGUGAAGUCCCGCAAGAUUUCAAGGACGCAACUAUCGUGCACCUAUACAAGCGCAAAGGGAAUCGCCAAGUCUGUGACAACCACCGCGGCAUCUCCCUACUGAACAUCGCCGGGAAGAUCUUCGCUCGCAUCCUGCUCAACCGCCUCAACAACCAUCUGGAACAGGGCCUUCUGCCGGAAAGCCAAUGCGGCUUCCGUCGUCAUCGUGGAACCACGAAUAUGAUCUUCGCCGCCCGCCAACUUCAGGAGAAGUGCCAGGAGAUGCGGACACACCUGUACUCUACCUUCGUGGACCUGACGAAAGCCUUCGACACGGUGAAUCGUGAAGGACUGUGGAAGAUCAUGCAGAAAUUCGGCUGUCCGGAGCGAUUCACUCAGAUGGUGCGUCAGCUGCACGACGGCAUGAUGGCGCGAGUCACGGAAAACGGAGCUGUCUCAGAGGCAUUCGCAGUGACCAACGGAGUGAAGCAGGGCUGUGUGCUGGCGCCUACCCUCUUCAGUCUCAUGUUCUCUGCCAUGCUGAUGGACGCCUACCGCGACGAACGCCCUGGAAUCCGCAUCGCCUAUAGAACGGACGGUCAUCUCCUGAAUCACCGGCGCAUGAACUUCCAAUCGCGUGUAUCCACAGCCACCGUGCACGAACUCCUCUUCGCCGACGACUGCGCCCUGAACACCACCUCAGAAGAGGAGAUGCAACGGAGCAUGGACCUUUUCUCCGCCGCCUGCGAGAACUUCGGUCUGGUCAUCAACACGCAGAAGACGGUGGUGAUGCACCAACCACCGCCCAACUCAGCCGCAGGCCCCAACGCGCCGCCGCAAAUCAGCGUGAACGGAAAUCAACUGCAAGUGGUGGAGAAAUUCCCGUAUCUGGGCAGUACCCUCUCCCGCAACACCAAGAUCGAUGACGAAGUCGCCAACAGGAUCUCGAAAGCCAGUCAAGCCUUCGGACGCCUCCGAAGCACAGUUUGGAAUCGCCACGGUCUCCAAAUAAGCACGAAGCUGAAGAUGUAUAAGGCCGUCAUCCUGCCGACGCUACUGUACGGAGCGGAGACCUGGACGGUGUACACGAGGCAGGCACGUCGACUAAACCACUUCCACCUCAGUUGUCUCCGUCGCAUCCUGAGGCUGAACUGGCAGGAUCAAUUCCCCGACACGGAAGUACUGGAACGAACGGGAAUCCCCAGCAUCUACGCCAUACUGAAACAAAUGCAGCUGCGCUGGAGCGGCCACCUGGUGCGCAUGGACGACAAGCGACUACUCAAACGACUCUUCUACGGAGACGUCGCGACGGGUUCUCGUCGUCGAGGAGGCCAAAUUCGCCGCUACAAGGAUACUCUGAAGUCCUCCCUGAAGCGCCUGCAAAUCAACCCCACCAACUGGGAGGAGCUCGCACUCGAUCGACCGACCUGGAGGAGGACAGUGAAGACAGGCGCUGCGAUCUACGAAGCCAACCGAAUCGCCGCCGCCAAAUCGAAACGCGAAGCCCGCAAAUCACAACUUCGCCCAGUCCGCAACGCCACCGCACAACCUCCACCUACGUGUCCUCGAUGUCAACGGACAUUCCGGGCACGAAUCGGACUUGUUGGACAUCUCCGAACCAACUGCACCUCUCGAACUGCUCCAGCCAUCGUCCCCCCGCCCGCCUCUUCCUCCUCCCUUCCGCCAACUAACUCUGACACUCCUUCUGCACCACCAAUUCCAGCGGCCCCAGCGGCGGCCGUUCAGACUGCUGUCUCACACAUCACCAACACCAACACACCAACCAACAUCACCUCUCCCACCUCUCCCGAUACCACUGAUGAGGAUCAGAACUACACCUGCCCUCACUGCGACCGCACCUUCACCUCUCGCAUCGGCCUGGUCGGUCACUUGCGAAUCCAUCGCACAGAGACUGGCGAACCAGUGCCUGGAGCACCAACCUACACUCACCGCACUCGCCUCCACUGCCCACAAUGCCCUCGCACCUUCACUCAUCGCAUGGGUCUAUUCGGCCACAUGCGCAUCCACGAGAGCGGAAUUGACCACAAUUCCGAUUCAGCCACGACAUCCAACACAUCCACCACGCCCAGACCAAUCCUCGCUCCACCGUCACACGCGUCGACCACCACCACCAACAUCACUGCUUCCUCUACAGAUGACACCGACACCGCCAACCUCUCAUGCCCACAUUGUCCACGCACCUUCACCUCACGCAUCGGCCUGGUCGGUCACUUGCGAAUCCAUCGCACAGAGACUGGCGACCAAGUGCCUGGAGCACCAACCUACACCCACCGCACUCGCCUCCACUGCCCACACUGCCCUCGCACCUUCACGCAUCGCAUGGAUCUAUUCGGCCACAUGCGCAUCCACGACGACCUGCGGUAG
Messenger RNA from Spirometra erinaceieuropaei, 12673 nucleotides. The record is from the annotation of a GenBank genome assembly. NCBI's taxonomy places the organism in Eukaryota, Metazoa, Platyhelminthes, Cestoda, Diphyllobothriidea, Diphyllobothriidae.